AAAUGGCGGUGUGUGGCUCGUUCACUGCCAGCAAUGUCGAUAAUUUUGAGGAAUUCGCGCUACGAGCUACUGACUUCGUGUACGGUGAGGUGUACCGCUAUCCUUCACCUUCAACGAGAAACCUGAGAGAUUGGUUGAACCCUUUGGAACUAUAGAGCGAUGAAGAAUUUCGGUCACGAUAUCGCUUCUCCAAGCAGUCUGUUGUACUGCUACUGAACGAGCUGCGGCUCAACAAAACUGACGACAAAAGAGGAGAGCCUCUUCCGCCUGUGUUGAAGCUCCUCAUCGCACUCCGAUUUUACGCAACCGGCGCGAUGCAGACUGUUGUUAGGGGCCUCGUAAACGUGUCGCAGCCAUCUGUGAGCAGAAGCAUCUGGGAGGUGACGCAAGCAAUAUGCGCGAGACUGUUCCGCAAGUACGUGCGCAUGCCGACAAGUGGAGAAGUCAAGUCCGUGAAGACAAGAUUUUUUAAUAUCGCUGGCUUUCCGGGUGUAACUGGCUGCAUCGACUGCACGCACGUACAAAUUAUCAGUCCCGGAGGAGACAAUGCAGAAGUUUACAGGAACCGAAAAGGCGUGUUCUCGAUAAAUGUGCAGGCUGUGACAGGACCCGAGCUCCAGUUCUUUGAUGUUGUUGCAGGUUGGCCUGGGUCUGUUCAUGACAGCCGAAUUUUUGAAAACAGUCGUGUGAUGACAUCAUACGAGCAGAGAAGUGUGUCUGGGAUGCUUCUGGAAGACAAGGGAUACGCCUGUCUGCCGUACCUCAUGCCACCCCUGAAAAACCACCAGACAGCUGCAGAAAAAAGGCAGGAUGCACAUUUAAUUUCAUCACUUCCAUUGAUUCUGUGCAGUUUGGCGGUGUACAUGUAUCUUAUGGUGAGUGCCAUAGAGAACAUGCACCACUUGAAUUAAAGGAUAUACAGUUAAAAAAGUGCUUUGUGCAUGAAACAGUGCAGCUGGAAAGUGUGCCCUUUGUUAGAUGUUGCUCAAAAGCUGCCAUGCACUUUAUGUAGUGCCAUAACGCACUACUUAACAUGCAGUUUUGAUGGGAAUGUACGACAGCUGUUUGUAUAGAGCAAGUUCGAAUAAUUAAGCUCAUCUGUGGUCUGACAGCCCGACAGAUUUAUCUAAACUAAUUCUGCUGUAACUUUGUGUACUUUUGUGCAGAUACAACAAGAGCCAAAUCAAAACGAGGAACUCAAUAGAGAGAGCAUUUGGAGUUUGGAAGAGGCGGUUUGGCUGCCUGAAGACAAAGCUGCAAACAAAAAAGGAGAGGACAUGUGCAAUAAUAACAGCAUGUGCAUCACUUCACAAUCUGGCGUCUAAAUUGCGUGAUUUGUGGUUGAAUGGCAAUGAAGAAGAAGAAGCAAGUGAACCAGGGCCUGCACCAGCUGACACUCCUCGUGGCAACCAGCUGCGAAGGCGGCUCAUUGAGAGACGCUUUUCGAGCACUGCAGCUCACCAGAAUGGGGAGAUAGACUGAACAAACCACAGACCAUUAUAACAUGAUGACAGCACUAGUGUGCUAUUACAGGACAUGUAAACAUUCGUCGUUUUAUGUAAUGUGUAUGUCCUGUUUCCUAUCUAUAAUUGUUGAGUAAUGGCUCAAAUGGAACAUUACACGAAAUACUGUAACAACUUGUUUAUUUAGAGCUAGUUUGCCUCAUCACCGGCCAGCUGCUUGGCAAGAACUUCCGCUUUCAUUGAGGAGACCUUCGGUUUAGCCCUCA
Messenger RNA from Dermacentor silvarum, 1729 nucleotides. Its product is annotated as putative nuclease HARBI1. The record is from RefSeq and is a predicted model, not a curated record. Lineage: Eukaryota; Metazoa; Arthropoda; Arachnida; Ixodida; Ixodidae. The coding region runs from base 315 to 911 and encodes 198 amino acids. The transcript has 2 exons.